Messenger RNA from Recurvomyces mirabilis, 1230 nucleotides. RefSeq lists its product as uncharacterized. Lineage: Eukaryota; Fungi; Ascomycota; Dothideomycetes; Mycosphaerellales; Teratosphaeriaceae. The transcript has 2 exons. The record is from RefSeq and is a predicted model, not a curated record. Bases 1 to 1230 code for a protein of 409 amino acids.
AUGCGUCUGCUCAAUACCACCGAUUUCAGCUUCCAGGAAUUCUGGACAUUCUAUACGACACCAGCAUACGCUAUCCUGAGUCACAGAUGGAGCGACGAAGAAGUCAGUUUCAAGAUUUGGCGCAAAGGAAUUGGCUACGUGAAAAUCAAGAAGUUCUGUACAGUGGCUAAGAGUUUCGGCUUCGAUUGGUGCUGGGCUGACACUUGCUGCAUCGACAAGAGAAGCAGUGCUGAGCUGUCAGAAGCGGUCAACAGCAUGUACGACUGGUACAAGCACAGCUCACUGUGUAUCACGUAUCUAUCAGAUGUUCACUACAAUUCUGAGGGGCCCCGAACAGAUUGGGUUUUCCAUGAUGCGAUAGCCAGUAUGAAGCAUAGUGAGUGGUUUAGUCGUGGCUGGACUCUGCAAGAGCUAAUUGCCCCUCCGCGGAUUCUUUUCUUGUCGAGUGAGUGGACUAUCUUGGGUCACAUAACAUCCCAUUUCAUUCUCGACGACGGCCUCGUCCCUGGUUAUCCGCCAUUGCAAGCUCACAUAUCUUCCAUCACCGGCAUCGAUGUCGGUAUACUGAUCAACUCGAACGUUCUGGAAGCGGCAUGUGUCGCAGAGAAGAUGUCAUGGGCGGCGGACAGACAAACGUCGAGACCAGAAGACAUGGCCUACUGUCUUCUAGGCCUAUUCCAUGUCAACAUGCCGCUUCUUUAUGGCGAAGGAGCCACCAAAGCGUUCAUGAGGCUACAGCUAGAAAUCAUCCGUAAAUCGUCGGACGAAUCAAUCUUCGCCUGGCGCGAACAGUCCUGGACCUGGCAAGGUCUUCUAAGCAGCUCACCUAAGGUUUUCAAGCAUAGCGGACAUAUUCGUAGGCCAAACUCGAUUUUCGUGUCCCUGGGUGACCUCACUAGCGCUCGUGAGGUCACACGCUUACCGUACGCCAUGACAAACAGGGGCCUAGAGCUGCGUGCACGUGCCUGGAGAUCCUUUGACAAAGGGAGCAUUUAUUACAUUCAAUUGGCGUGCGAAGAGGUGGUCGAUAAUGGUGUCAAGCAGUCCUGUAUGCUUGUGCUUCAGGGUGUGCGCUACGAGGACGGAGAUCGUGUCCGACACGCUCAGCGUAGAAAUACCAAUAGUCUCGACUUAGCCAUGGAUUGGCAAGAACCGAAUGACGUAGAGAGCAGGUCUGCGUUGUGCGAUCUUGGUAUUGUGUGCUUCGAGAUACCCCAGGACGGCUUGUAA